AUGGACGGCUCUGUGAGAGUUGAUCACGGCACGGGCUUAAUGCAGCUCGUGUGGGAGUCAAUGGAAUAUUUCUACAGUUUUCAUGCACUCAUCGUUGUCGGCCAAAGGGACAAAGAAGCCUUUUUUGCUGCUCAAAACAAAUGGACCCAAGAGUUAGACCGGUUUGAGCGCCAUUACAAGGCGUGGAACUUGGUUCAAAAGCAGCUCAAGGUGGGGAUUGAGCCCAACUGGACAGAGUAUUUCAAGACGUGCUAUGGGAUUCCCAUAAGGUACCUAAAACCCUUCUCAAACGUCGACGUAAAUCACAACAGUUCUUGCACUUGGAUGGGCCAAAAUGAGCCAUUGAAUGAAGGCUUUUGUGAGACUCCAGAAGAUUAUGAAGACCAGGAACCAUUAUUUGUUGAGAGCGACAUUUCUCAAGAGUUAUCCCUGUCAGGUAGUCAGUGUGCACUGUUGUUGCCUUUAGAUGACAUGUAUCAGCCAGUGGAGCUUAUGAGGAACGAGUUUGAGGGAACCGGGAAACCACAAAAAGUUCAAUUUAAGAGAACGCCAGCAAAAGAGAAAGAUAGAAGCCUGAUCUCAAAUUCGAACGCCAGUGCCAGCGGUCAAGUGGCUAGCAUUGACAAAAUAGAGAUCCCCAGGAAGAUGUACGGUCUCCCAGACGAAGCUCUUCGAAAAAAGACAAGAAGGAAGGGUAAAAGAAGUAGAAGGAACUAUGGAAAACAAGAAUGGGGCAACAAUUAA
Molecule: messenger RNA, 744 nt
Organism: Candidozyma auris
Lineage: Eukaryota; Fungi; Ascomycota; Pichiomycetes; Serinales; Metschnikowiaceae
Exons: 1
Coding region: 1-744 (247 amino acids)
Source: RefSeq, a predicted model, not a curated record